GGAACAAAAAGCCUAGACCCAGGCGUACUUAUUUCCUAAGCCCCACUAUUUCAUCCUUUCCCAGUGCGUUCCGCCCGGUUCGCCCGCAGACCAUCGCACGACGUCGCCAGUCUUCGCUGACGCUUUCGCUGCGCAGUCGUUGGCACAUCUUGGUUUCUCGCACACCUCGAGUCGUGGUUCCCUCCGUUUAGUCCGUCGCCUUUGGACGUCUCUAACGUACUCCUCUUCGUUGAGCUCUUCAGCUCGCUUAGGAGCAGUCUUCGCGUUAGGGUUACCAGGGAACCGUCAUCACCGAACGGAUCUCAUUACAGUUGCCGAUUUCGCCUACCUCGCGAAUUUCGUCGCAUUUCGUUGGUAUUCGCAGUUCGAACCACACGCAUCCGCUGCGAUUCCGUUCAGCUGCGUCUUAAUCUCAAUCGUCCAUCCGUUUUCAAACUAAUCUCGAGUCGCUGGUCGGCGCGGCGCCAUGAGAUUAGAGAAGUGCUGGUUCUGCUCGUCAACGGUGUACCCGGGUCACGGCAUCUGCUUCGUUCGAAAUGACGCCAAGGUAUUUCGCUUCUGCCGCUCCAAGUGCCACCGAAACUUCAAGCUGAAGCGCAACCCGCGGAAAGUGCGAUGGACCAAGGCAUACCGCCGCCUUCACGGCAAAGACCUCGCCGCCGACGCCACGUUUGAGAUGGAGAGGCGGCGCAACCGCCCUGAGCGGUACGACCGCAACGUGGUGGCGACGACGGUGGCUGCCAUGAAGCGAAUCGACGAGCUGCGCGUGAAGCGGCAGGCCAAGUUCUGGGAGAAGCGAAUGAAGGUGAAGACCAAGGAAGAGCGGCGGCAGGCCCGUCAAGAGCUGGAAUCCGGGAUCCACCUGGUCAAGGCACCAGCAGCACUCCAAGCGGACCCCUCCCUCACCCUACCGAAGCCCCUGGAAACCCUCUCAGCCUCUGUGGCAGUGCAAGCAGCGAAGGAGAAGGCGAUCGCAGUGAGCAUGGAUGUGGGGGAGGAGGUGGGGGAGGAGCGGGCGGCGGCAGUGUCCAAGGCAGAGGGGGCAGUGGAGAGGAAGCUGAAGAGCAAGAUGAAGGUGAAGGUGGGGCGGGCGAAGACCGCUGUGAUGGACGCACCAAUGGGGAUGGAGGACUGACGGGAGGGAGGAGGGUGUCACUGGUGGGGCCAAGUUUGAAAGUAGGGGCCAUCAGCAGGAGCAUCAGCAGCAGCAGAGGGGGCUGUAGAGAGGGAGUUGAAGAGCAAGAUGAAGGUGUAGGUGGGGCGGGCAAAGACUGCUGUGAUGGACGCACCGAUGCGGAUGGAGGACUGAGGGGGGGGGUUGUUUGUGUGGUGGUGGGGAGGAGGGGGCAGCAGCAGCAGAGGGUCCAGCAGCAGCAGCAGUGGCGAAGGUAGAGAGGGCGGUGUGCUGGUAUGUGAGAUUGACGAGAGGGGUAUGUACGUGGGAUGGGUGGGCUGGCUUUACAAGUCUUACAUGUGUUACAGAAGCAUGCUGAUGGCAAAUUCCACUUUGCAAUAAAUGGAUGGGACAAAAUGGUGCGGAGCUUUUGUAAAUUUUCUGCCUACCCACCUGUACUGUAAAUGAUUUUGUUCCUGAGUAGUAGACUGAACAACACCCAGAAGAAUGAGAUGUGGUCGUUCUCUUUGUUAAAAUAAGCUAGGACCUAGGUAGGAGGGAAGCAGGCCCCCAAAUUGCAGACUUUUUACUCUGAUUCAGACUUUUUUCAGAGUUUUUUUGGGGGUGUACUCUGAUUGGGAAGACU
This is a messenger RNA of Closterium sp. NIES-67, 1760 nucleotides long. Lineage: Eukaryota; Viridiplantae; Streptophyta; Zygnematophyceae; Desmidiales; Closteriaceae. The record is from the annotation of a GenBank genome assembly.